AUGGAUCCUCACCGAAAAGCCAUGACACAGCCCAGCCCGGCUGUGCCAAGUGAACUCAAGUCCUCUGAUGAUCUCCCCACUUUCGAAACGAAGGGUUCCGGCGAAUCUUCCACCUACUCCUCCGUCAUAGCCAUCGGUGGCAAGGCGGCUAGCGCAACGAGACCCACCAAGCAUGCUGCUGCAGACAUCAGCGAGAGCCCAGAAAGGCGGGUUUCACGGUUACAAUCAACACACAGUGGCUACUCUGACUCGGGGAUUUUCGAGUCGAGCUCCAUAGCCGCCAAACACCUCCCACGGUCGCGUCUUUCAGUUCAGCUGCGUGACAUGUACAGUGAGUACGUUGAAGAUUCCCAUUUUUCCAUUUCUACCACCUAUGCUGAAAUACAGACUAGUGAUUCUCUAGAAGGCACCCCAGCCAUCAAAAAACGCAGCACCUUAGAACGCUCUACUAGCACAUCUAUGUUUACCCCUGAUCCCCGUAGUCUUACGCACCCAAUUGCCCCCAUUACCCCAACAAAUUCCACACAACAGUUAGUUAAAAUGGAGGAGGUGGAGGGAGCAGCAGCAUCUGAUCGUUCUUCUACAUUUGCCCUUUCAUCUACACCCCUACUUCGACGCUGUGAUGCAGCCGGCCAGGCAGCAGGCUCGACUGCAACCUCUGGCAUCUUUGAGGCAGCUGGUAGUGUUGUAACUGAACCCGAUGACAGUCUCGGUGCACCGCCUGCGCAUUCACAAACCCUCCCACGGGCGAUACACGCUUGUGGUGGGCAGCAUCCGUCAGGGUCACGGGGUAAGCCCCCCCUGCCGAAAAUCUUUCAUAAGUCCUUCAGC
Dibothriocephalus latus is the source of this 831-nucleotide messenger RNA. The record is from the annotation of a GenBank genome assembly. NCBI's taxonomy places the organism in Eukaryota, Metazoa, Platyhelminthes, Cestoda, Diphyllobothriidea, Diphyllobothriidae.